GUAUUUCUAACAACCGCAUCAUUCGUCAUGAGAGAGCCGAUUGAUAAUGCACUCGCUUCCGACUACUUUCGGGCAGAAGUACCCGAUGAGAUGAAGGGUGGGCUUGAAACUUCGUGGUGCUUGGAGUCGCCAACGUUCCAAGAGACGGGUUCUGUACCAGAAUCCUAUCAAAAACUUCAAUCUUCACCACUUGCAUCCACCUUGACUUCCUACCCGCUGUCUCUUGAUGGCAAGGCAGAGUCGACGAAUCACGUUUUUCUCACUCGUGAUGAGUCGUCGCACACUAAGCAACUUAGUCCGACUUUCUUGGUACCAAGUCUGGCACAUUUUGAAUCGAAAUCUCCACGCUCGCUUCAUCUUAGCAGAUCACCACUCGACAAUCUACAAGCAGAGUUAAAGAAGUAUGGUCAAAUGGAAAACAACUGGAAUGAGGAGCUGGACAAGCGGCAGAAACCAGAUCAGGAAAGCAACACAUCUGGCACUCAGGACUGGAGUUUUGUGAAAAGACGAUUAGAAUUACCUGAACACAUUCCGAACCAUGAUUGUCCAAGUAUGACAACGGGUAGUACCCUAAGCAGCCGCAACUCAUCUACAAGAUCAACUAAAUCCAACAAGUGGACGGAAACCGAGGUACCGACGAAAGGCAGAUGUCCCAUCCCGGAAUGUGGUCGCAUGAUGAGAGAUCUCGCCGCGCACCUUUUGACUCAUCAAGCCGAACGUCCUGAGAAGUGCCCCGUCGAUACCUGCGAAUACCACACAAAAGGAUUCGCGCGGCCUUAUGACAAGGUUCGACAUACUCUAACGCACUUCAAUGGGAUGUUCGCUUGCCAGUUCUGUACUUCAUCAGUUGCUGUCAGUGCGAGGACAUUCUCACGCUGCGAUGCUUUUCUUCGGCACCUUGUCAAUGCGCAUGAUGUUGAACCAGUGUCACCGGGGCGCAGAGACGAAUUAUGUUCGACUAGACCUAACAAGCCCACUAAAAGAUUCGCUGCUGGAAAUUCGGUCGUCACAUGUACAUUAUGUACAGAGCCUUUUGAUGCGCAGGGCUACUACGAGCAUCUAAGAGGAUGUGUACUGCGCCAUGUUACCAGGAGAUUCUCCACCCCGGAUACCCGAGAACUUGCCGCUGUGGAGACUGUCGAACGUAUAGACCACUGUCCUGACAACUCGAUUACUAGCACCUCCAAAUCCGGUCGCGCGUCGAGUACGCUCAAUCGUGCUAAGCGCGCAAGCACAUCCAGUCAAGAAAUCGAAUCACCUGCCAACCAUCACCGGAGCAACUCGCGAGAUCACACAAUGGCAGAGCUUACUGCAUCGUCACGAUGCCUAUCUCUAACUUCGUCCCACUGUGAUAGGGAACUCAGUCGAUCGUCAACCGAUGAAGAGACCGAUUGGACAGAUGAUGCUGGUACUCCCGAUAGUGCUCCCGACACGGAAGACUUCAAACCCAUAUUAUCGCCCGUGAAGACACAGCUGGUAAAUUCCAUCAUGGCUGAGUUUCAUAGAAUGUUCGACAAAGAAUUACGAUCACAUCACAGCGGGGCAAGUUCAGGCGCCAGCGGCUAUAGAGAGUCGAGCGGGUCCUCGAGUUACUCCAGCGCGUCUUUCAUCUCGCGUAAGAGAAGCCUGAGUGGUGGCAGCACCCCUCCGGACAACAAUGAUGGAGACGAUUCUCAUAAACGGAGGCGACCCGACCCUAAAUCGGUUGGUGGCAAAAACGCGAUACCAGAGGUAAGGUUUGCUUGUCCUUACUACAAGCGCAAUCCUGGACGACAUCAAACCUUUACCUCAUGUCGCGAUCCUGGAUUUAUAACAGUGGCAAGGCUAAAAGAACAUCUUUACCGAAGACACCUGCUCCCAAUACAGUGCAACCGAUGCUGUUCCACUUUUGCAAAUGAGCCCAUUCUUCGAGAACACCAAAGGGACUUUCGAGGCUGUGAAGUCAAAGAACACAUACCACUCGAAGGUUUCGAUAAAGACCAAGAGAGAAAGCUCAAGAGCAAGAAGCGCAGCCUUGUCUAUCAAAGCGAAGAGGAUAAAUGGAAUGGAGUCUACAAGAUCCUUUUCCCGGACGACAACGAGGCCGAUAUGCCAUCACCAUAUAUUGAAUACCAGCCAUGCAACUCCGCGCAGAUCAACGAAACCCCCAACAUCGCACAGUUCCACGAGUUCUCCCGCCUGGAACUUCCCCGCCUCGUGCGCCGCACGCUAGAAGUGGCCGUCGAGCAAGAAGCGCAGCCUCUGGAGGAGAAGUUGAAGGAACGUCUCGUAGACAUCGUACGAGACUGCCAAUCGCAACUUAUAUCUCUUUUCCAAACAACGCAGGCGCGGCCGAUGAAGGUUUCAGAGCUUACACCACAUGCGCUUCUGCCCAUCGCCGCGACCGACGAGGAUGGCAAACCAUCUGCAAAUUCUGCCACAGAUCAGCACCGCAACCAGGAAAACGCCGGCACAUUUCAUCCCCAAUCGUUUCAAGACUUUGACUCCUUUGCGCUGGCGGUGACCGCGGAGAACUUCAUACCGAUACCCGCAACACGCGAUAUCGAUCAAUAUAAGCAGACGACGACCCAGGAUUCAUCCGGCUCGCCGGAUUCAGGCUACGACUCAAACACUGCUUGGCUACCUCGCUCCGAUGCAUCGAAUACAAUGGCCGUCCACCAACAUCAGCGUCACUUGCAGCAGCCUCAUCUGUCUUUUCAGCUGGAUGCAGCCACGUUCAAUCCUUCGGCGUCCAUGUACUCGCCGCAACAUCCUUUGGUCGCUACCUCUUUCCAACAGCAAGCAAACAUUCCGUUCAAUGGGGCAGAGUUUGCGACUGGGAUGAAUGGGUAUAGAGAAUUUCUUGGUGGAGCGUGUGAUGUGCGAUUUCCUGAGGAUGCAUGGACGGCGUAUGGGGAGGACAACAAUGGAAACAGGCAGGGCAGUCAAAUGAACACACUGCAAUGA
This is a messenger RNA of Periconia digitata, 2946 nucleotides long. The record is from the annotation of a GenBank genome assembly. NCBI's taxonomy places the organism in Eukaryota, Fungi, Ascomycota, Dothideomycetes, Pleosporales, Periconiaceae.